This is a messenger RNA of Drosophila grimshawi, 555 nucleotides long. RefSeq lists its product as uncharacterized. The record is from RefSeq and is a predicted model, not a curated record. NCBI's taxonomy places the organism in Eukaryota, Metazoa, Arthropoda, Insecta, Diptera, Drosophilidae. Bases 1 to 555 code for a protein of 184 amino acids. The transcript is spliced from 2 exons.
AUGAACUGCAUCCAUAGUCUUGUCCCUGGGAAAGGACCGAGUCAUGGUUCGAGGGAUGCUGGGUGGUACCAGGGAAACACGAAGGUUAUCGCCUGCCAGGACGCUCGCUCAGUAGAGCUUUACAAAGCUGCCGUAGCAGAGCUUGGUGAGGUCUACCCCGGGGCGAAGCUGGUCGCUGUCGACUGGAGCGAAGUCCCGAGUAGACCUCGUUCACGCAUCUGGAUCUCGGCCUCCUUAAAGGUACCGGACCAGGUGCUUAACCUUUUGCAACUAUGCAACCCCUCUCUUCCCACCCAUGACUGGAGGGUGGUGAAGAUUGAGGCCACCAAUGGGCCAACCAACCAGGCAGUGCCAAUCCUCAACAAGGAAUCGCUGGCCCCCAUCGAAGCUGCCAAAGGCGAGCUCAAUUUUGGCUUCGGCUCCAUUACCGUUAAGAUAUACAAAUCGGAUGCGCCGGUCGGAGGAGACCCUGUUAUCUGUAACAAGACGGCCGAACAGGGUCGUCCUGCGGAGAUCGGAGCAACCCAUGAGGAGCUGGAGCCAGGUUAUACGUAG